UUAGUAGUCAGUACAAGUUGUUGACAUCGAUAUAGGUAAAACAUUGUAACCACAUAGUGAAUUGUGAACAACUGUAGACUUUCGUGUGUCUGGACGUGGCGAAUUGGUUAUGUUAGUUCUUUGAAGACUUUUAUUGUAUUAAAUUUUACGCUGAACAAAAUCCUUCUAAUAUGAAACUAGCGAUCCAAUUUUCUUGUUUUAUACUAUUCCCGUGUUUUGUUCUCUCUUUAGAAUCCAUCAAUUCAGAUAUCGUUAUAAAGAAUGCUGACCGGCAAAUUGAUAUUUCAUCACAAUUAGUUAAAAUUUUAAACAAGUUAACCAUAGAAAAUACUGGGAAAUCAGUUGUGAAGACAUUUGCUUAUGCUGUUGAGCCACAGUUCAAGAAAUUGGUUUCAUUUGUUGGUGCUCAGGUGACAGAUGGUUCCAAAACUCCAUUGAAAGUCACCGAGACUCAGGUUACAGACCAUCCCACCAAGGGCUUCUGGCGUGUCCACCUGAGGGACAAUCUGCCACCUGGCAAACCGGUUGUCGUGGAGGUGGAGGUGGUACUGACCAAUGCCCUGUUACCAUUCCCAGCAACCAUUACACAGAAGGAGAAGCAGCUGGUCAUGUUCAAGGGCAAUCAUUACGUCUACUCCCCGUAUAGUGUCCAUAGGCAGACCACUACUGUCAAUGUUGGCACCAAGAAUAUUGAGUCUUUCUCUAAGCUGAAUCCGGUCUCUCAGUCAGAUAUGAGCAUCACGUACGGACCUUACCCCCAAGAGAAACCGUUUGCUGAAGUCGAGCUGGUUGUACACUACGAGAACAACUCACCGUUCCUGACUGUGACGCGCCUUGAACGGUCCCUGGAGGUGAGUCACUGGGGCAACAUCGCUGUCGAGGAGGUUGUGGACGUAGUACACACUGGUGCCGUACUCAAGGGACCCUUCUCCCGCUACGAGUAUCAGCGAGAGGCACAGAGUGGAGUUUCCAGCGUCAAGUCUUUCAAGACGGUACUGCCAGCAGCUGCGACAGAUGUAUAUUACCGAGAUGAGAUAGGCAAUAUCUCUACCUCUCACAUGCGUGUACUGAGUGACUCUGUGGAACUAGACUUGAGACCGAGAUUCCCUCUCUUCGGUGGUUGGAAGACACACUACGUCCUCGGUUACAACGUGCCCAGCUAUGAGUAUCUAUUCUAUUCUGGUGACAACUAUAAACUGAAGAUGCGCCUGGUGGAUCAUGUAUUUGAUGACAUGGUGGUGGAGGAGUUGGUCACCAAGAUAAUCCUGCCUGAAGGAAGUAGCCAUAUUCAACUGGAGACUCCAUACCCAGUCCAACGUCUGCCUGACUACCUGCAUUAUACUUACCUGGACACCAAGGGCAGGCCUGUCAUUACUGUACGCAAGACAAACAUCAUCGAGAACCAUAUCCAGGAUUUUGAGUUGAACUACGUGUUUCCUCGAGUUCUUAUGCUACAAGAGCCACUUCUGGUCGUCGCAUUCUUUUAUAUCCUCUUCCUCUUUGUUGUUAUCUACGUCAGAUUGGAUUUCUCCAUUUCUAAGGAUGAAACUAGUGAGAACCGCAUGCGUGUGUCGGGGCUGUGUGACAAGGUGAUUGCCCUUCAAGAAAAACGGACAGCCACCUACAAUGCGUUCAACGACCUCUUACAGAAGCUCAAGACCAACAGAGAUGUCUCAUCUUUCUUGAGUGCAGUGAAGACGUUGAACCAGGAGCACAAGAACGAGACAGCACAAAUAGCAGAACUGCUGACAAAACUUAAAGCCGAUGCUCCCGAACUGGCAGAUAAAGUCUCGGAUCUUCAAAAACUCGACAAGCAGUUGAAAGAGCACUACAACCAGCAGCAGACUUUCUACGUCGAGAAAGUGGUUCCCUGCAAGAUUGGACGCAACCAGUUCACCGAAGCUGAAAGUGCAAUCAAUAAGAAGAAAGAGGAGUGCUUUGAAAAGAUUUGUCAGAUACUGAAAAAUUUACAUUAGGUAUCAUAAAGUCCUUUUCCAUCCGAAAGACAAUAUUUUUAGUGUUCUUUUAUACGGAACUGUCUAUUUAAAAGGUCCUCUGUCGUACGAUAGAGCACCACAAUUGUGGUGUAUCGUGAUGUAGGCUUAAUUUUAGAAAGGGUGAGUGAGUAUUGGGGUUUCUGAGUUUGAUUCAAGUUAAACAAAACAUACAUUUCCGUAAGUUCUGGCUUAUAAAAACACACUUACUGUUUAUAUUUUGAGAGCCAUGUAAAUGCAUAUUGAGUAUAUAAGGGUUUGUCUCCCUAAGUUUAAAGAUAUGUACCUUACUUAUAAGAAUCUUGUAGCAAUUUUCUCGGCUAUAAAGAUGGCUUGUUGGUGUUGUUUACAAACAACUUUUACUUAUUUGUUAAAAAAGUAAUUAAUUCCAUUGAUGUUCCCUAUUGUAUUCAGCUACAAAAAAUGUGCACCAAAUUAAUUGGAUUAAAAUAAAACUCCUCUGCUUGGGUCAGCUUGAAAAUCUGUACUUACCCAUCUCUAUUAUUUACUAAGUACAUAUUAUAAGUUUAUUUUUCAUACAUUUUAUACAUUAAAAAAACUUAUGCUAAAAAUCAUGACAAAAUCAACUCUGGUGUACUUUAUGUACAUGAAAUUUUGAACUCAGUCUUUUAGAAAAUUACUUGUAAACCAAAAUACCCAGAAUGUUAAAACAAUACUAGUUUUGUCAUAUUAUUAAUUUGAAAAAAGUAAUAUAUAUCAAAAAAAUAAAAUGUUGUAUUAUUUUAGUACCUCCAAAUAAAACUGAACUAUACUUAUGUCCCUUUAUAAGUUCAUUCGCACCUUUUUUCACUACUUUUUAAAAGUAUUCAGCUAUGUAUGUGUAUAUACACAACACAUAUACAGUACAGUUCCACCAUACAGUUCUGUAUGGUUGUUUGUACACAGAAACAUGUUCAGUUCACAUGGUACAUUGUUGGCAAAGUGUUCUAUUCACUUAUGUGACUGUGUAGGAUAUAUAUAUAUAUAUAUAUAUAUAUAUUACUUAUUCGUAACUUCAGAAUAUUUUAAGGAUUAAGGUAACAAACAACCAUAUAUUUGUUUUAAAUUAGAUUGUUAAGUAGAGGAACUGAGUUGGUAAACGAACCCACAAAUAAAGCCACACAUGAACCCACACAUAAAGUUAAUAUACCAACUCAGUUUCUCCACUUAACAGUCUUAAUUUUAAACAAAUAUAUGCACUUGUGUACUUCUGGCAUAAUUUUAACAGAUUGUGGUAUGGUUCUAUAGUUUCAGCGUAAAAUCUGUAUGAUUAAUAAUUUUUCUAUAUAAUAGUAUACUACUAUAUAAUUCAUUGUUUAUUUUAAUAAAAAUAAAGAGUAUAUAUGUAUAUUAUUUUAUAUUAUGUAAAUUGACUGUGCAUGUUUUCAGUUUGGUUUCCCAUUAAAGGACAGUGGGAGCAGACAGGCUCGGAGACCAACGAUUAAGUUUGUUUUAACAUGGGAGCACAUCAUAUACCAUCUAUUUUUAGCAUAGCUACCAACAUUGUGUAACAAGUUUUACAGCACUUUCCUCUAGUUGUGCCUAGUACUUUCAGUGUAGCUCUGUUCGAACCGUGUUUAUUUCUAUGUAAAUUUAAAGACAUUUGUAAUGAAAUUAAAUUUUGUUGUGCGAGAUUGUGGUAAUUCUGAUGAACUGAAUAUCCCAAUUUGAAAAUUUGCAAAUAUUGAGAUUCAUUGGAUGAACAUCAUUUCAAAGAUGCAUAUCUCAAUAAGCAAAUGCUCACACAUAUGUACCUAAAACAAUCGUAUUAAUAAGUAUUUUAAAUCUUCGGAAACCUCAAUGUUGCAAGAAUUUGAGCUGACUCCCACUGUCUACUAUGUUUUUAGGUUUUAGCUUUAAUCAGCUCAGCAUAAUUAGUUGAAAACUAAACUAAAAGAUUAUUUUGUUAUGAUUAUUAUAAUAUUUAUAUUUUAGUUUUAAAAAUUAAAAGUGGAAUACAAUUCUGCAUUGUGGAUUAAUAAUUUAAAUACUAUCAUUGUUAUAAUACAAUAAUACAUCAUACAAUUAUUAUCAUUGUUAUUAUAAUUAAUUAUUAUAAACAUGUGAAAUUACUUUGUUGCUACUCAUAAGUUUAGUUAAGACUGCAUUUUACAUUAAGGUGUUUGAAACGUUAUUAAUUGCUUUGGGUUGAAAGAAUCAAUUGCUUUUUAUCUUUCAUCAACAGAUUCCAGAUCACUCAAUUUGUAGUUAACUUAGAGUUUCCAUGGAUUAAGAAAUAGAUACAAUUUGUUACGUGUACACAGUUUGUUUGUGUUCGUAACAUUUAAAAUGCUAUUGUUUACAAUGUAAACCUGUAAUUUACUUUUAAGCCUAGUCAUUCAAGAGACACGUUUGACAUGAGGGUCUGAUUUGGCGUAUGACUGUUUGAAUGCCGUUUUCCUUUUAUGACUGGUGCUGUACUUUUGCCAGUGGGUAAGAAAUAAAUAGGUUGAUUAAAAAGUA
Homalodisca vitripennis (glassy-winged sharpshooter) is the source of this 4457-nucleotide messenger RNA. Its product is annotated as dolichyl-diphosphooligosaccharide--protein glycosyltransferase subunit 1. The transcript is spliced from 10 exons. The record is from RefSeq and is a predicted model, not a curated record. NCBI's taxonomy places the organism in Eukaryota, Metazoa, Arthropoda, Insecta, Hemiptera, Cicadellidae. The coding region runs from base 171 to 1976 and encodes 601 amino acids. Gene Ontology annotation, cellular component: membrane; oligosaccharyltransferase complex.